Molecule: messenger RNA, 3302 nt
Organism: Budorcas taxicolor (takin)
Lineage: Eukaryota; Metazoa; Chordata; Mammalia; Artiodactyla; Bovidae
Gene: CDHR3
Product: cadherin related family member 3
Exons: 18
Coding region: 34-2697 (887 amino acids)
Biological process (GO): homophilic cell-cell adhesion
Cellular component (GO): membrane
Molecular function (GO): calcium ion binding
Source: RefSeq, a predicted model, not a curated record
GGACAGGCACUACACCUAAUCCACUUACCCGCUAUGAGCAAAGUGGCAGAGAAUUCUCCACCUGAGACUUCAGUGCACAUGUUUUCUGUGAAAUUAUCAGCAUCACUGUCACCUGUGGUCCCAGGGUUCCCCCUGAUAAUCAACUCCAGUCCCCUCACUCAGGCCUUCAGGGUGAACUGGCUGUCAGACACCGACUUCGAGGUUGUCACCACUGGGAUGGAACAAUUAGAUUUUGAAGAAGGACCACACACAUUUGACUUGCAGAUUUAUGUGAAGGAUGACGUGGCUGUCACUGACCUGCAGGUCCUGACAGUCCAGGUGACAGAUGUGAAUGAGCCGCCUGAAUUUCAGGGUAACUUGGCAAAAGGUCUAGAAGUCUACAUAGUGGAAGGAACAAAGCCUGGAUUCGUUUACCAGGUGGAGGCCUUCGAUCCAGAAGACACAAGUCAAAACCUACCCCUCAAUUAUCUCCUGAUUUCCCCUUCAAAGAGUUUCAGAAUGUCUGCUAACGGGACUCUCUUCUCCACAACAGAAUUUGACUUUGAAGCAGGACACAGCAGUUAUCAUCUCAUUGUGGAAGUGAGAGAUAGUCAAGGACUCGGAGCCUCCACGGAGCUGCACGUGAACAUCGUGAACAUCAAUGAUGAGAUCCCACGCUUCACCAGCCUGACGCACAUGUACACCAUUCCUGAGGAGCUGAGUCUAGGAAUCAUCGUGGCCCAUAUCACAGCAGAGGACCCUGAUGAUAGAGGCUUUACCAGCUUCCUUCUCUACAGCUUCACUACUGUCAACAGCUAUUUCAUGAUCAAUCAAUUGACUGGGGCCAUCCAAGUGGCACGCAGGAUAGACCGAGAUGCAGGUGAAUUAAGACAAAAUCCAGUCAUAUCUCUGGAGGUUCUGGUGAAGGAUAGACCCUCCGGGGGUCAAGAGAAUCGCAAGCAGAUAACCUUCACUGUGGAAGACAUUAAUGACAACCCCUCGACGUGCACCAAGUUCACCUUCAGCAUUAUGGUGCCUGAGAGAGCAGCCAGGGGGACGUCGCUUCUGGACCUGAACAAGUUCUGCUUUGAUGAUGACAGCGAAGCACCAAACAACCGAUUCAACUUCACCACGCCAUCUGGAGUGGGGAGAGGCAGCAGGUUUCUACAGGAUCCAGCUGGCUCUGGGAAAAUCGUGUUGAUUGGUGAUCUAGAUUAUGAAAAUCCAAGUAAUCUAGCAGCCGGCAAUAAAUACACCAUGAUAAUUCAGGUACAGGAUGUUGCUGCUCCUUACUAUAAAAAUAACAUCUACAUUUAUAUCUUAACAAGCCCAGAAAAUGAGUUUCCUCUUGUCUUUGAUAGUCCAUCCUAUGUAUUUGCCGUGUCAGAACUGAGCCCACCUAGAACCCGGGUUGGACGAGUGCAAGCGACAGAUAAAGACUUCCCCCAGAGCCGCAUCACAUACUCCAUCUCUGCUGGAGGGGCCAGCCAGCAGUAUCCAAAUAUAUUUUGGAUUAAUCCCCAAACAGGAGAACUCCAGCUGGUGACUAAAGCAGACUAUGAAACAAUCCCUGUCUAUAUUCUCAGAAUCCAGGCCACCAACAGCGAGGACAGCAGCUCAGUCACUGUUACUGUGAACAUCACUGAAGAAAAUGAUGAAAAACCAAUUUGUACCCCAAACUCAUAUUUCCUGGCCAUCCCAGUGGAUCUGAAAGUUGGCACAAAUAUUCGCAACUUCAAGCUCACAUGUACUGACCUUGAUUCCAGCCCUAGGUCUUUUCGUUAUUCCAUUGGUGCAGGCAAUAUCAACAGUCAUUUCACUUUCUCUCCCAACGCUGGGUCUAAUGUUACAAGCCUGAUUCUGGCCACUCACUUUGACUAUGCUGGUGGGCUUGAUAAGAUCUGGAACUACAAACUGCUGGUCUACAUAACCGAUGACAACUUGCUGUCUGGCAGGAAGAGAGCUGGGGCUCUUGUUGAAACUGGGACCGUGACACUGAGUAUUAGUGUCAUUCCUCACCCAACCACGAUUAUCACCACAACUCCCAAGCCAAGGGUCACCUACCAGAUCGUGAGGAAGAACGCGUAUUCUCCAUCUGCCUGGUAUGUGCCUUUUGUCAUCACUUUGGGCUCCAUGUUGCUUCUGGGUCUCCUGGUGUCCAUGAUCAUCCUGCUGGCCAAAGCCAUCCACAGACACUGUCCCUGCAAGACUGAAACGCACAAGAAACCUCUGGUGAAGAAAGUAGAAAUGAAAAACACAAAGAGAGAGGUCAUGGUGGAAACAGUCCAGAUAAACACAGUCUUUGAUGGAGAAGCCACAGACCCAGUUACUGGGGCAAUAUAUGAAUUCAACUCAAAAACUGGAGCCAGAAAGUGGAAAGACUCCUUAACCCAAAUGCCAAAAUGGAAAGAGUCCAGCCCUGCGGGAGCUGCUGCAAGAAGACCAGUCCCUCGGGAAGGGACCAGGCCACCGAGGAGCACUGACAAGGGAAGAGAUGGUCUGAGCAUCCGAGUCCAUGCUGAGGGUGCAGGCCUGGGGCCCAGGAGCCAGGCCAGCAUGCCGAGCACCCCAGAGAACAGAGCCCAGCCUUCACGAGAGGGGCAUCCCACAGACGACACCCAGAGGCAUGAACUGGGCAACACAGCGCGCGAACUUGACUGUCUGGACGCUGCGUCACCUUACAUUCUUCGAGGGCAGGGUGGGGGGCAGAAAAUGUAGGGGAUCCAGGGUCCCAGAAGGAAAGUUUGACAAACUUUAAACAGGAAUGGGUUUGAUUCCAGAGUUGCCUUUUUCUGAGAUGGCCCAGGAGUGGUUUUGCUCAAUCAUCUGUGCCUCUGAUCAGCUGGGCUGUUAACUUGAAUGUGGACUUGUGUUUCUUCUUCAUAUUGACUCUAGGAAGCCACAUUCCAUUCCAUUCACCCUUGGGAAGUGCAGGAGGCCAGCUACCUAAAUUCUGAGGGCUACCCUCCCAUCUGGUUCCACCUUUUUUUUUUUUUCCUGCCUUAAUUUUGGUGUCUUGCAGAUUUCUUCACUGACAAAUACAGUUCAACACCAUUGUAAAUCACCUCUAAUCUUUUUCUAAAGAGGCAGAGCAGUGGGGGGAAAAAAGGAUGAAUAAAUAAUAAGUUGUUCAUCUGGAAAGAAGAAAACACACUAGAUACCUUUAAUUCUUUCUCAUUAAGGUAAAACCGAUAAUGCAAUAAGAUGCACAGAUCUAAGGCACUCAGCUUGAUACCAUGUAGACUCCUGCCAGAGGCAACCACUAUUCGGGUCUUUAUUGUCACAAAUUACUUUUGCCUUUUUGGAAUUUCCUAUAAAUGGGA